AUGACGGGUUCGACCAAGCAAUCGCCCAUUAAGAUGCAGAGGGAUAUCAGGUUUACUGUGCUAGGUCAGAAAGGGGUCGGCAAAUCGGAAUCAGUAUACUCUCAGCCCACGAGAAUAGAUGACCAGUGUAUAACAUUACACGUGCUGGACACGGCUGGCGACUUUGAUUUUGAGAGUCAGACAAGGGUUGAGCAGAUACGGAAUUCAGAUGCCUUCGUGUUGGUUUUCUCGGUCACAGACCGAUCCAGCUUCAUCUUCCUUCAUAAAAUUAAACGAUUUAUAUUCAAAUCCCGACGUGACCUUGACAAAGUCCCCACAUUGAUUCUUGGAAACAAGGCCGACCUUUGCCACCUUCGCAAGAUCACGAAGCAAGAGGGCGCCCAACUGGCGAAGGAUUACGGAUGCACGUACUGCGAGAUGAGCGCGAGCGAGGGAUACGUUCCCGUUGUCGACGCAUUCCAUGACCUCUACCGGGAGUUCUACCGGGCGGAGAAGAGAGCGAAGGUGCGCAAGAUCACGUCCCGUUUGCAGUUACGACAAACCAUCAAGAAUUUUACCGAUAGACAUCUUUAUCGAUCAAGGACAAACACGUUAUAAUGUACGAUCGUGCAUUUAGCUGCUUCAGAAGUAACGACUGGAUCGUUUCAUGAGGUCGGCUUUUCCGACAGGUCACCAUAGUAACAGCCAGACACCUGUGCUUUUCAGCCAAUCAUCAAAGCAGGAAAGUUGUCCGAUCCGACAAAUUUUAAGACAAGUAUUGAUCAGGCACUCUCUAUAAGUAACGACGGGAUCGAUCGUCUCAUAAACUAUGUUGAUCCGACCCUGGAUCCGACAGGUCACCGUUGUAACAGUCAUGCGCACACCUGUAUUUUUCAGCCAAUCAGUAGCGAAAGGAUGUGGUCAGAUCUGACAACUCUUAAGACGACAAUUAUGUUGAAGAAAUGCUACAAGUACUGAGGGGACCGUUUCAUGAACUCUGUUUUUCCCCCAACAGUUCAAAGUAAUAGUCAGUCGUGCUUUUCAGUCUAGCAGACACCAAGUGAAGUUGUCAGAUCUGACAACAUUUAUGAGAAGGCUGAAGAAACGCUCCACCCUGCGGUGAAUAUGCACGUUGAUUUAAAUCUUUAAUCGAACCUUUCACCUAUCUUUGUUAAGAGACAACAGGGAUGCAAAAUGAAUUCAAGGACAUGGAAAAUGUAUUGUCAAAUACCCUUCUUGACAAAAAGCAACCAAGAAAUCUUUGUAAAAAAAUAAAAAAUCGGUGAACCAAAAAACAACAGUUUCGUCCUGGACUCUGGACAAACGACAUAUUAUUUGAAAUUUUUUGUCAGCUCUGAAACAGGACGAAACUGCUGUUCCGGUCCACCAAUUUUUGACAAUGACCUCCUAGCUGUUCAUUGUCAUUUGAAUUGCAAUUUCUAAACAUAAUUGCGUUCUUGAAUCAGUUCCGCGUUGCGGAUCGACAACUCCCCAGUCUGGUUCUCUUUCAGUGGUAGAUUAGAUAAAUAAUUAUGAGAAAGGCUCGUCAACAUAUUUCGGAAAGUAAAUUGAAAUUGAAUUGAUGUUAAGCUUUCAAUCGAUUUUAGCGUAAUCUGAAGAGUAACUCAAUUAUCAUUGCCUCUCGUAUUCAUCUUUUUAAUUAAAACAUAUUUUAUUUUAAUGGGUCGAUACAGGUUACAAUGGUUAGUAAAAAGGUGAUAGAAGAUUGUGCAGCCCUGUCUGGCCUAACUUUGACAAAAUGACAUUUAUCUAUGAAAGUGGGUGAUAAAAAUAGUGAAAUUGUGCAUUGGGUAGCUUUCGUAUUCACUGUCUCGCCAUACUAAAGCACAACUCUAAUUGUAUUUUCUAUCUGGGCAAUUUCAUUAAAUGAUCAACCUUUUUAUACGUCCGACCCCCUAUUUUUCUCAAUUAUCAUAUACUUCACUUCACAAACUGACCAAGUCAUGGUCCUAUGAGAACAUUUACAAACUGUCAAAAGAAUAGAAAUUCAGAGACAGAAAAUUUCAUGAAGGUCCCACAAAUAGGGGGUCGGAUGUACAUAUUUUAUGGAAUUGCCCUUCUGUAAAUGUAUAUUUGUUGUAUAUAAAUUAAUUUCCCAUAAUUGGAUAUAUAUUUUCGAUGAUCAGUUUAACUGGUAUCAUGAAAGUGUCGGGUAUUUAUCCGAAAAAAAAUUGAUGAAUAUGUUAAACCAAUUUUUUAUCGGAGUGGGUAAUAACUUUUAUGGUGUUUUAGGGAAAUUUCGUCAAACUUUCCAACGUUUAUGCUUAGCCAAGCCGAUGUAAUGUGGACUAGCUCCCCCUUUUGAAAAUAUACUCAUGUAUUGAGAAAUAUACGCAAUCAAUCAUAAUAUGAGCUCAAUAUGUAUUAACAAAAAAAGAUGUGGCAUCAUUAAAAAAGUCGAUGUAAGUGUGACCCCCUCCCCAAACGAUCUCUAUGCAAGAACAAAAUUAGGCACCUCCCGUUUCAGCAAGACUUAAAAAAAAAGAUAACAAUGCACAAUUUCUAUUAAAAAAAAGUCACUACAAGCCACUAAAAUUGAUGGAUUUCAGUAGCGUAAUAUAACUUAUAAUACAAAUUUGUUAUCUUAACAAGUUUUAUGAAACGGGGCCCCGUAUUCGGGCCUGGUAUUAAAAUAUUGCAGCAUUUUGGAAACGUCGAUACUUAUCUUUUAAACUGCACGAAGCCACAAACUAUGUAAAGCAAUCAGUUCUUGGGGAAAAGCAUUGUAAAGUGUAAAUGACGACUGCACUGUCUGAGUAUUGUCAGUUUCAUGUGAUAUAGGAAUAUAUAUAUAUAUUUACAAGAAGUUACUCCUGAAGUUGAUAUUUAUAACAAUAUUAUAGAUAGUAACAUAAUAGCAAUCGCCAUGUUUCCUGCAAAACUGGAUUUUGCACGACAGGAGAUUUACCACCGAGGUGCUUUUGACGGCACUUUUUCAACCAUCCUUGAAAGGAUUGAUUUCUUUUCGCGCAAUUUGUUUGAUCUUGUUAAAUUUUAACUAUUUUUUUAUGCAGUUUUGGUUCGUUAAAACGAGUCGUAGUUAUGUGAUAACUACUGUUAACCAUAUCACAGUUGGUUCUAUGGACUCCAUGAGCAAUUAUCAUGGGCGACACAAGAAUAUUUUGACGGAGGGGGGGGGGGGGGGGGCGGCAAGUCGGCCCCAAGGACCUUACGGUUACGUCAUUUUUUUAAUGAAUUGAAUUAUAAUAAAUAUGGGUACAGUCAAGUGAAAAUGCUUUUCGCCAUUAUUAUAUCAUUAUGAAAAAUAUGAAAUAUAAUAUCAAGACGCUGCUUAUCAAAGGGCUCAGAAAUAUUUCUUUGAUCAAUAAUUAUCAUCCUCUGUUGUGGUUCAGAAGACUAUACUUCACGCAAAACUUAAUGGUAUGGCCCAUAUAGACCACAAUAAACAUGAUUAAAGCAUUUUCUGCGUAUAAGAGUUGGAGUUGUUUCCUUGAAAACAUUUCGCCACAUUUAGUGUAAUAAAAAUUCCAUAGUCAGAUAUUUCAUUUAAUGUUUGCACUUUAUUGUAGGUUAUCUUUUUGCUUGAGUCUAUAUCAAUAUUAUGGAGCCAUUAAGCAAGAAAAAAAAAUUAUAUAUUUUGAAGAAAUUCUGUGAUUUUAUUGUUUUAUAUCAAUGAUGCAUAAUUAUGUUUGCUUCUGAUUGCCUUCUCAUUGUGAUAUGACUACCAAAAAUGUCGACAAAUAAAAUAUUUCAUUGGAAGAAAAAUUA
Lytechinus pictus (painted urchin) is the source of this 3729-nucleotide messenger RNA. Its product is annotated as GTP-binding protein Rit1-like. Lineage: Eukaryota; Metazoa; Echinodermata; Echinoidea; Temnopleuroida; Toxopneustidae. Bases 1 to 597 code for a protein of 198 amino acids. The transcript has 3 exons. Gene Ontology annotation, molecular function: GTPase activity; GTP binding. The record is from RefSeq and is a predicted model, not a curated record.